This is a messenger RNA of Cercocebus atys (sooty mangabey), 560 nucleotides long. RefSeq lists its product as uncharacterized. Lineage: Eukaryota; Metazoa; Chordata; Mammalia; Primates; Cercopithecidae. The record is from RefSeq and is a predicted model, not a curated record.
AUGGCCAUGCAUUUAUCUGGAGUCAAUGCUGAUUCUGACUGCAUGACCACCUUUACCCUCAGCUUCAUUGUAGCUGUGAAUGCUCUGUUCCUCUCCUUUUCACCCCUGAAGAUUCGCGAACAUGCAGGAUUGAGCUGUGCGAGGCAUAGCAUUCCCCACAUGGUAGGCGAAGGAGGAUGUGGGUCUGACGGCUCUACCGCCGCCCACCCGGGUGAAUGGACAUGUGUUCCGGGGUAUCAGAGCUUGCGGCUGACCAGCCGACGUGUCCACGCAGCCCUCCCACUGGCUGUGUCGACAUUUUGGGUUUCAUUGAAGGAUUUUACUGGUACAGACUUUACAAAGGCAAAAUUGUUUCUCAAGGAAGUGGGCAUGAAAGAUCUCAAAUCAGAGAAGAGCAAGCACAGAUUAAUGACCUAUCUAUGUCCUACACGGUUUUAGGACUGCGCCUAGAUGGGCUUAAAGACCCUAGCCUAAAAACUAUAAAUGUGCUUCCGUCUUUGCCCUGUAGGACAAGAAAGCCUUACAGACUUGCUUCUAACUGUGAGAGGAGGAGAGGCCGG